GAACAUGGUGGUGCUAAUUAGAAACUUACUUAUUUUCUUUCCACUUCUGGUCAUAUUUCCAGCACAUGCCCUCGACAAUGGCUUAGCCAUCACUCCACCAAUGGGAUGGAUGGCAUGGGAGAGAUUCCGAUGUAACAUAGACUGCAAGGAUGACCCACAAAAUUGUAUCAGUGAAAAAUUGUUCAUGCAAAUGGCUGAUCGUAUCGCUGAAGAUGGUUUUCAAAAAGCUGGAUAUGAAUAUGUUUGUAUCGAUGACUGCUGGGCUUCUCACAAUCGCACAUUAGAAGGUGAUCUUCAGCCAGAUCCCAAGAGAUUUCCAAGUGGAAUUAAAAAGCUUGCUGACUAUAUUCAUUCCAAAGGUCUCAAGUUUGGAUUAUAUGCAGAUUAUGGUGAUCUAACCUGUGAGCGUUAUCCAGGAAGCAUAGACUAUAUUCAACAGGAUAUGCAGUUGUUUGCUGACUGGGGUGUGGAUUAUCUCAAGAUGGAUGGUUGUUUUGCUGAUCCUCUUACAUUUGACAUAGGCUACCCAACAGUUACAAGAGCAUUGAAUGAAACAGGGAGACACAUUGUGUUCUCCUGUAGCUGGCCUGCUUAUCAAGUGUGGGGUGGAAUGACGCCUAAUUACCAGCUCAUUGCAAAGCACUGUAAUUUAUGGAGGAAUUACAAUGAUAUACAGGAUUCUUGGCUCAGUUUGGUAAGAAUUGUAGAAUGGUAUGGUGAUCACCAACAUGAAAUGAUACCUGUGGCUGGACCUGGACACUGGAAUGAUCCUGACCAGCUAUUGAUUGGAAAUUUUGGUCUUAGCUAUGAGCAGUCCAAGUCACAGUUUGCUCUUUGGGCAAUUCUGGCUGCUCCACUCAUGAUGUCAAAUGAUCUUCGUGAUAUUGCUCCAUGGGCCAGGGAAAUAUUAUUGAAUAAGGAGGUGAUAGAUGUGAAUCAGGACAAACUGGCAAAGAUGGGGCGGCGAGUGUCUCAGUCCCCCAGGAGUUUUACCGAGGUGUGGUGUCGUCAGCUGCAUGAUGGAUCUGUUGCUGUUGUUUUGUCUAGUCGCAGAACAGACCAGCCUAUUCAUAUCGAGGCCUACUUCCACGAGGUUGGUGUGCCUACCAUCAUGGCCAAAGCACGGGAUCUUUUUGCACACAAGGACCUGGGCAUAUUCAAGAAAAGCUUCAGGGCCAAAGUUAACCCCAGUGGGGUAGUGAUGGUCAAAUUGUCUCCUAUACAUUAUGAGUUAUAAGAUUGGGUCAGCAGUAGUUUUUAAUGUAGUGUAGGGUAUACCUACAGGUCAUGGUGAAAUGUCUAAGUUUUUAUUUAUUUUUAAACGUAAAUAUUGACAGGCCGAACCCUGUAUUUAUGACAGGUUUUGUGAAAACCUCAGUAAUUUUUGAAAACGGUCUCUCAGAGUUUAGGAAGGCAGUGUAGUGAACCAAUCAGUGAGACUUUCAAAGACCUAUCCAAAUGACCAGCGUAAAGUGCAACACUGAUUAACACGCACGACCAAGUCACGUUUAUUGGCGGGGUCUCUAAAACAGAGCAGUCACAUCAGUCUAAAGGAAACCAACCUUAAUUCCAACUGAAACAAUAAUUGUCAAACGUUUGUGAAGCGAAUUGUUCCGAAAGACCCCUAAAUGGAUUUUGAUUUGUUCUGAUGUCAUUCUGUUGUUACUUAUUUCUACGUUCGUGAACUUAGAUGAUAGCAAAGUAUCUACUGCGGCUGCGCAGUAGUCACAAUAAACUGUGUCAAUCAGUGCUUACAACCAAGGCAAGCGCAGAUGACAAAUAAUUUAUAUGGAGUUUUUGCUCGUUUCUUUUAAUCGGAUCGGUCAAUUUUGUGGAAGUGGGAAAUAGAAUAUGUGAAUGAUUUGAAUGGACACCAUUUAAACAGGGAAGAUUGUUAGUAUUCCCUUGGAAUUAAGUUCAAUAUACUGUAAUUGCGUUCGAUCUCGGAAUUAUAUACAUUGAGCGAAAAAAUUGUGUACCUAGAAUCCUUUUCUUACAAUACGUAUCGAUUUGUUUCUUCUUUUUAUGUAUAAUUUUUUUAUUAUUAAUUUAGGGUUAAGAUUUGUAAUUAGUGUAAAUUUCCGUUGUGUGUCCAUAUCUAAAAGCUAAAAUUGCUACAAAACUAUUUUGAUAUAGAGUAAGAAUAUAAAACUUAGAUACAAAACUUAGGUAUAAAUUUGAUAUCCAGGCGGUGUUGAUAUUUAUUUUGUAACUCCUGUACUAAGAUACAUAGAUAGACACAUUUAGAAAACAGACAUAGGAAAAUAGACUUGUAUUUAUGAGUGAAGUCCAUUCAGUUAUUGAUUUCAAUUACUGGAAGCCGUAGUUCCAUUGAAGUGGAACGAUAUCCUAGCUGGUGAAGGAAGAAAAAUAUGAAAAUAAAACGAAGGCCUAUUACACUGU
Pocillopora damicornis (cauliflower coral) is the source of this 2403-nucleotide messenger RNA. RefSeq names its product alpha-N-acetylgalactosaminidase. Gene Ontology annotation, cellular component: cytoplasm. The record is from RefSeq and is a predicted model, not a curated record. NCBI's taxonomy places the organism in Eukaryota, Metazoa, Cnidaria, Anthozoa, Scleractinia, Pocilloporidae. Gene Ontology annotation, molecular function: alpha-galactosidase activity. Gene Ontology annotation, biological process: oligosaccharide metabolic process; glycoside catabolic process.